Messenger RNA from Emericellopsis atlantica, 522 nucleotides. RefSeq lists its product as uncharacterized. The record is from RefSeq and is a predicted model, not a curated record. The transcript has a single exon. Bases 139 to 417 code for a protein of 92 amino acids. Lineage: Eukaryota; Fungi; Ascomycota; Sordariomycetes; Hypocreales; Bionectriaceae.
ACAGAGGCCUGGGUUUGCCCGACGCCAUUGGAUAGUGGUGCUGUAUGCGAUGCCACGCUGGGAUGAUGGCUCUGCACGGUGGCCAUCGACUGCUGCUGGCCCUCGACGGAAGGUAUGACGCCCUGAGCAACGUCAGACAUGAUGACCUCAGGGGUCGCCAUGCUGAGUGCUGAGUGCUGGAUGCUGAGCGCGUUGAUGAUCCGGGGCGCGUUCUCAGCAGCAGCCGCAGGUGUGAGGCGGGUGAAAGGCGCGUGUGAUAACUGCUGCCUUUGGAGACGCAAGGCGAUCGAAAAACCAAAGAGAAGCACCCGAGACGAAAAAGAAUUGACCCAAAGUGACUCCCAAAGAACAAACUGGCUGAAAGAGCAGGUAAUGACUGGCCUCGUUGUUGGCGGAUAUGAGGCAGGUGAGGGUUGAUUUUCGGUAGGCACCACCCGGUCGCGUUGGUAGCUCUAAAUUACCUAGCUAACCCGAACGUGAAGGGUUGCGGCAAGUGCAACGCGAGUUAGUUAGGCAGGAGCG